UCUGUUCUGGUCACGUGGUCCGGUGGGGCUGGCUCUCACUGACCCCGGAUUUCUCUUGAGUUUUUUUCAAAGAUCGGAUUCCUGUCAAUCAGCGCUGAGGAAGUGCCGCACUGUCGGAGGGUCCGUGCUGAGGGAGCGCCGCACUGUCGGAGGGUCAGUGCUGAGGGAGCGCCGCACUGUCGGAGGUUAGGAUACCGUGAGGUACUGAAGAAACUGCAACAAAGAGAAACUAUAUCAGUUUCCUCCUCCAAGAUGCCCAGCGUUUGUUUCUUUUUAUGUUUUCUGCCUUUCUGGCCAAUCCUUCCAGUCUCAGCUGGUAAACCGUGUGAUGCCACGAGUUUUGGGGGUAGCUCAGUGGUUUGUAUUUGCAAUGCGACAUACUGCGAUACAAUGGAUCCACUGGUGUUGCCAGAGAAAGGCCAUUACCUUUUGUAUGAAACCACUAAGGCUGGUAAAAGGCUUGAGAGCAAAAUCGGAAAUAUCCUAACAAACACAAAACAGGAAGGUUUGCAGCUGACUUUUGAUGUGAGGAAGAAAUACCAGCAGAUGAAAGGUUUUGGAGGUGCGAUCACUGAUGCUGCAGCUAUCAACAUUCUCUCACUUUCUGCUGGGUCCCAGGAAAAUCUUCUCCGAUCCUACUUUUCCGAAGAAGGAAUUGAGUACAAUAUUAUCCGUGUACCGAUGGCGAGCUGUGAUUUUUCAACACGUGUGUACACUUAUGAUGACCAUUCUGGAGACCUGGAUCUGCAACACUUCAGUUUGACAGAGGAAGACACCAAAAUGAAGAUCCCAAUUAUUCAAGCGGCCAAAGCAGUCUCCAAACGUCCCAUGUCCUUGUUUGCGAGUCCAUGGACUGCUCCACCCUGGAUGAAAACAAGCAAUUCAACAAUUGGGAAGGGGACUUUGAAGGGGAAGCCUGGAGGAAAAUACUACAAGUCAUGGGCAAAGUAUUUCAUCAGGUUUCUGGAUGAAUAUGCAAAACACAACCUCACAUUUUGGGCAUUGACAGCACAGAAUGAGCCCACCACAGGAAUGCUGACUGAUUAUAGCUUCCAGUGCAUGGGCUUUACAGCAGAGAUGCAGCGAGAUUUCAUUCUGCUUGACCUUGGGCCUGCAUUACAGAGCAGUGCUCACAAGGACGUGCAGCUUAUGAUCCUUGAUGAUCAAAGACUCUUGUUGCCCUAUUGGGCAAACGUGGUCUUGAGUGAUGUGCGUGUUGCUCAGUAUGUACAUGGCGUUGCAGUGCACUGGUACCUCGAUAUGCUGACUCCAGCUGACAAAACUCUGGGCAGCACACAGGAGCUUUUCCCAGAAUAUUACCUGUUUUCCACAGAGGCCUGCACUGGAUACUUGCCGUGGGAACACACAGUGCAAUUGGGAAGUUGGGAGCGAGGUGCCAUGUACAGCUAUGACAUGAUUCAGAAUCUGAAUAAUUAUGUAACUGGUUGGACAGACUGGAACAUUGCAUUGAAUUUGCAAGGUGGCCCGAACUGGGUGAAAAACUUUGCUGACAGUCCAGUCAUAGUGAACAGUCAUCAGGACACCUUCUACAAACAACCUAUGUUCUACCACAUGGCCCACUUCAGUAAAUUUGUUCCUGAGGGUUCUCGACGAGUCGGCCUUGAUCCCAAUGCUGUUACUGAGCUGGAAUCUGUGGCUUUUCUCCGCCCAGAUGGAUGUGCAGUCGUCAAUGUCCUGAACUGGAGCCUGAAGGAUAUCGAUUUUGUGAUCUGGGAUCCAGAGCAUGGCUUUAUUAAAGCACAUUCACCUGCACAAUCUAUCCAGUCUUAUUUAUGGAAAUGGCAAUAAAUCUUGUUUCACAAACAGUCAAAGUAAAGUCA
This is a messenger RNA of Chiloscyllium plagiosum (whitespotted bambooshark), 1841 nucleotides long. Lineage: Eukaryota; Metazoa; Chordata; Chondrichthyes; Orectolobiformes; Hemiscylliidae. The record is from RefSeq and is a predicted model, not a curated record.